Messenger RNA from Bursaphelenchus xylophilus (pine wood nematode), 1417 nucleotides. NCBI's taxonomy places the organism in Eukaryota, Metazoa, Nematoda, Chromadorea, Rhabditida, Aphelenchoididae. The record is from the annotation of a GenBank genome assembly.
AUGUGUUUAGAGCGCCUACUCAAGUCAAUGUCCUGGAGUCGAGUCGACAAAAAGAAACCGAUUAGAGUAAGGACGGGUAAAAAUGCAAUUGGCGAAAAAAACGUCCAUGCACUUUAUGAAAAUGCUAAUAUUUCGCGGUUUUCAGUAUCCAGGCCGUAGAAGGCUUCCGCUCACCGAAAACGAGGAGAUCCCGACGGAAGAUGAGCAACUAGUCGAGUCGCCCGCCAACCACAUCACCGUUCUCCACAAAGGCGAUGAGAAACGCAUUCCGAUCUCGUAUGCCGAAGAGGACUCCAGACGCGGAGCUCGGAAAGAUGCGGCGCUCAGAAAAGUCGUGUUUCGCAUAACGAGUUUGUCGCUGCAGCUGAGCAGCCAUCAACACGAGGAAGGCAAACUCAGGCAGCGAUGGGUACGGGCUCCAAAUCUCAGCGAUGAAGAAAAGGUAACUUUUUAAGCCAUUUUGAAGCUGCUACAGUGACGGACCUGAUCGAGUGGCUGACGUAUAGCAUUUUGCAUCUGGGAAGUAUCUUAAAAUGUGGCAAAAUGCAUCCCUCUCCAAGUGAAAAAACUUCGAUUUCAAAAGCGCGCCCGCUCUUUUUGUGAGGGAAAGGAUGCCCCUUCAAAACAGAGUUUUUUUAGUUGAAGAAGGAGGCAUUUUGCAACAUUUUUUGAUACUUCCCGGAUGCAAAAUGGUACGUUUUUUGCCACUGAAUAAGGUCCGCCAGUGUACCUACCCAGAGGACUUUAAAAUUUAACGUCGAAGAUUCAUUUUGACGUCGCCUUUUUAUUUAUAAUUCUAUUAUAAAAAUCCGCAUUUGUUCUCCUUGCCGUAUCAUUUUUUCCUGUCCUUUUUGCCCAGAUGCCCUCUUUUUAUACAGUACGGACCUGAUCCAGUGGCAAAGAACAUACCGUCUUAAAAAGUAGCAAAAUACCUCCUCACGUCAAUCCAAAAUAGAGCAAAAAAUUUCCCGCCCCUAUUGGUGAUUCGUUCAAAACGAAAUGUCACUAUCCGAUAAAAAGCAUUUUUUUUAUCUUUCUUCUUUCUUUUCGAGAAAAAGCAAUUAUUUCGGGCGAGAAAAAGUGCCGAUAAUUUCGCGACAUUUCGUCUUUCUUUUAAAUCAAUGAAAACGAUACGAAAUUUCGAAACGGUUCAGGAAAUGCGCUGGAUUGACGUGCUCCUUCUCCAACUAAAAAAAACUCCGGUAUGAAGAGCGCGUUUUUUUCGAACUUGAAGAAGGAGGUAUCACUAUACUUUCCUCAUCACACAUAACGCCUAAUUUUUUCUUUAUUCCAGUUCAAAAAGUGCCAACAACGGAUUCAGGAGACUGCGGAGAAGGUCCGGGAGGCCAAAGAUCUAUUCCGGCGAUUGCAUGGUGAUGAUUAUGACAGGAUGUUUGAAGAAUAUCUCUAUGAGUAG